Messenger RNA from Triticum aestivum (bread wheat), 2221 nucleotides. Its product is annotated as protein transport protein SEC23. Gene Ontology annotation, cellular component: endoplasmic reticulum exit site; COPII vesicle coat. The transcript is spliced from 11 exons. The record is from RefSeq and is a predicted model, not a curated record. The coding region runs from base 356 to 2221 and encodes 621 amino acids. Gene Ontology annotation, biological process: endoplasmic reticulum to Golgi vesicle-mediated transport; intracellular protein transport; COPII-coated vesicle cargo loading. Lineage: Eukaryota; Viridiplantae; Streptophyta; Magnoliopsida; Poales; Poaceae. Gene Ontology annotation, molecular function: GTPase activator activity; zinc ion binding.
CCGAGAAAAAAAAAACAAAGAACAAGGAGCGAAGAACGUUGAGAGAAGACCAUCUUGGCUUCGCUGGCGUUCUGGGUUUCUCUGUUCGUGGCCAACUGCCGCAGGAGGCCAGAACCCCCGCCGCUUCCCCGCUCCCUACUCCAGCGCCCCUGCCCGGAAAUACCUCUCCUCGCCGUCGCCGUCGCCGGCGCCGGAGAGAGGAGUACAGGACAGUCCUCCCUGCAUCCGCCGAAGCCGCGCCACCUCGAAGGCGAAGAUCAACAGCUUCGUCCUUCUGGUGGAGACCUGAUACUGUCGCCAAGGCUGAGGGUUCACUGAAGAAAUUAGGUUUGAGCAACCUGAUCACAGAGAAUCAAUGUCUGAGUUUCUGGAACUCGAGGCCCGGGAUGGGGUAAGGAUGACCUGGAACGUGAUACCCGGCACCAAGCAGGACGCUGCUAGCUGCGUCGUCCCUGUCUCGGCCAUAUACACUCCUCUGAACCCCAACCCUGCCAUUCCUGUUCUUCCUUAUGCCCCACUCCGCUGCCGCAUCUGCCGCUCCAUCCUCAACCCCUUCUCGGUCGCCGACUUCGGUUCAAAGAUGUGGCUCUGCCCAUUCUGCUUCCAGCGCAACCACUUCCCCCAGCAGUACUCCGCUAUUUCGCAAAGCAACCUACCUACCGAACUGUAUCCUGAAUGUUGUACUGUGGAGUACAUGGCCACUGCCGAAACAGGUCCUGUGUCGCCACCAGUCUUCCUCUUUGUUGUUGACACUUGCAUGAUCGAGGAGGAAAUCGGCUAUUUGAAGUCCGCUCUGGCGCAAGCAGUUGAGCUGUUGCCGGACCAAUCCCUCGUCGGAUUCAUUACUUUCGGGACAUAUGUGCAGGUGCAUGAAUUGGGUUUUGGCUUGUUGCCUAAGUCACAUGUGUUCAAGGGGACAAAGGAGAUUAAGAAGGAUCAAAUUCUUGAGCAAAUGGGUUUCCUUACAGGGAAAACAAAACCCACAACAGGUGUGAUCACCGGCGCAAGGGAUGGUGUUUCAGCAGAAAGUAUUGGUAGGUACCUGUUGCCUGCUUCGGAGUGUGAGUUUAUGUUGAAUUCACUUAUAGAAGAACUGCAAAAGGACCCGUGGCCGGUUUGUGCUGAUCAGCGAGCAUCAAGAUGUACUGGAGCUGCGUUAAGUGUUGCAGCCAGCCUCUUGGGGAUUUGUGUGCCUGGAUCAGGUGGUAGAAUUAUGGCAUUUAUAGGUGGCCCAUCUACAGAGGGACUUGGUUCUAUAAUAUCUAAGCCGUUAUCUGAUCCAAUUCGUUCGCACAAAGAUCUUGAUAAAGGUUCUGCUCCACUUUAUAACAAAGCCGUUAAAUUCUACGAGGAGAUUGGAAAUCAACUCGUGCAUCAAGGGCAUGUGCUUGAUCUAUUUGCAUGUGCACUUGACCAGGUUGGUGUUGCUGAGAUGAAGGUUGCAGUGGAGAGAACUGGGGGAAUAGUUGUGCUUGCAGAAAGUUUUGGCCAUUCUGUUUUUAAAGAUUCACUUAGACGCAUUUUUCAGUCAAGCGAUAGUGACCUUGGUGGCUUAUCGUUCAAUGGCAUAUUUGAGAUCAACUGCUCCAAGGAUGUCAAAAUUCAAGGCAUCAUUGGACCUUGUACUUCCCUGGAGAAGAAAGGUCCUCUAUCCUCAGAUACAGUUGUAGGUCAGGGGAACACUAGCGCUUGGAGGAUGUGUGGUCUAGAUAGGAAAACAUCACUAUGCCUAUUAUUUGAUAUGGCCAAAAAAGAUGCCCCGGACGCAAUUGGUCAAUCACAAAAUAAUCUGUUCUACUUCCAAUUCUUAACCUAUUAUCAGCAUCAUGAUGGGCAAAUGAGAUUGCGAUCGACUACAAUUUCAAGAAGAUGGGUUGCUGGUUCUGGCAGUGUGCAGGAGUUAAUAACUGGCUUUGACCAAGAGGCAGCAGCAGCAGUCAUGGCACGCUUGGUCUCAUUUAAGAUGGAAGCUGAGGUUGAUUUUGAUCCAGUAAGAUGGCUUGACCGAGCAUUGAUUAGUUUAUGUUCGAAAUUUGGAGACUAUCAGAAGGAAGCACCUUCAUCUUUCAGUUUGUCCCCACGUCUAUCAAUUUUUCCACAGUUUAUUUUUAAUUUGAGACGUUCUCAGUUUAUUCAGGUAAAACAUUUUUUCUGUCCUAAUUCAGUGAGUCAUGCUGAUCAACAGAUCAAGCGAAUUAAAUUUCUCUUUGCUGCUAAUUAA